CUGCCAGUAUAAAUGUUCGCCGUCCUAUUGCAGAGUAGCCCUCAAGCCAAGUUGCCACCUAAGCUUACACGAUGCUUAACCUCGCCCUGCUACCGCUCGUGUGGCUGUCGAUCCUAGCAUCACCCGCCCUCUGGGGCGCUGCAUCUCAGGACAGCAACGUAGGCGCAUUCGUCCCCCUUCGCAUCGAAGGCGAUCGCAACACCACAAUUUUCGAGGGACGUAUCUUUACUACCGGGCACAAUGUCACCACUCCAUCCGGGGGGGAUCAUCGUUGUGACGGCACGAACCUCGGGGCCCAUCCCUUCCCGGGUUCAACUGCGACCAGUGCUCUUGCAGACGCCGCGAAGAAGGAAGGUUUUACGUUCGACGGGUCGGUAUCCCUCCAACUGACGCAUUAAUUCGAAGGAUAUGGACUGAGCUAACGUACCUCGAAACUCUAGCACAUUUGACCCCGAAUUUGACGACUUCUUCAUCACCCGCAAAGGCGAUAGCGCCGAGACGGCCACCCAAUUCUGGGGUCUCCUCGUCGACUUCGUGUUCACGGAGGUUGGGGGCUGCCAAGAGCAAGUGUCGGGGAACACGCAUGUCCUCUGGGCAUUUGACGCCUUUAACGCCGAUGCCUUUCUCUUCCUGGAAGGCCCACACAUGGCCCGUCAGGGAGAGCCCGUGACAUUGGCAGUGGGAAAUCCAAUCAGUGGGGCAAGCGUCGGCGAUGACUUCGCGCCGACGGACGCCGACGGACAGGUCACUGUGAGCUUCGCGGAAAGCGGGACACGGACAUUGAAGGCGGAGAAGGAGGGAACAAUAAGGUCAAAUGCACUGAGGAUUCUUGUCGCAUGAUGAUCAAGGCGGCCAUGGCCAGCUGGACAGUUGUGUAGUACAGGCGUACUCCAGAAAUAUCCCCGUUGAAGGGAAGAUUGCAAUUAGGGCGACUCCACAUAAGGCUGCUACACACACCGAGUGGUUCUCAGGGCGGUUCACUAAGGUGAGCUAGCAUCGCGAGGUUUGUGGUCUUCGUUCGCAGCGGUGAAGUAGCCUUAUUCGUCGAUACGACCUGGUCUCAGGUUACGCCUCUGCGUCAGACGCUGUUUUUUCACUGGUGCGAUGAGAUGAGUUCUGCAGACUGGCGGAAACCCAGCCACUCUUCGAAGGGGCGAGCUCUGCAGAGCCCAUCUCGGAUUUUAGAAGCCCCCGUCACAUGCAUCGCUUUUGGCGGGGGUGUAAGAUAGGAGCGUGUUGUAAUUUGGUAGAACCCCGGGACGAACGAGGUCUGCAUAUCUGUAAAUAUUUUUCGUCAUAAUAGUGUCAGGGCGCGGAUUUACGCAGACUGAAGGGAUGCUGCUCCCCAUGACCUUGACGUGCAAAAUGCCUUGUCAUCAAGCCGCAGCAAUAGAGGGAGCUAUACGGCCCCCGUAAGGACGAGAUAGUUGGACAUGACUGGGACAGCCGUCUCGUAUGCGGACGCGUUUUCCAUUCCGACAUGGAAGCGUGAAGGUUGUGUACGGCAUCAGCAUGCCGAACGUGCAUCGAAAAUGUCCAGAGCUGAGACGCACCCUAUAGCCCUCUGCAGACCGUCACGAGACGGCGCAGGGAUGAUACCCUGCGUGUUGUCUUCGUGGAGAGGGAUUCCUAAGGUAGCAAGGACUGAGGCCAGAAAUAUGAGAGUCCGGCGUUUUGGACGUUGGACACACCUGAAAGUCUUCUUACGCCGACCAGAGUGCCAUCCGUCAUACCUGGCGGUGGCAAAGAUGGAUUAGAAUGGUACCGCCCACUUAGGCAUCCUCAAGGCCGAG
Messenger RNA from Phanerochaete carnosa HHB-10118-sp, 1793 nucleotides. RefSeq lists its product as uncharacterized. NCBI's taxonomy places the organism in Eukaryota, Fungi, Basidiomycota, Agaricomycetes, Polyporales, Phanerochaetaceae. Bases 72 to 398 code for a protein of 108 amino acids. The transcript has a single exon. The record is from RefSeq and is a predicted model, not a curated record.